This is a messenger RNA of Lepisosteus oculatus (spotted gar), 2238 nucleotides long. It is a transcript of the gene tsc22d3, whose product is annotated as TSC22 domain family, member 3. Lineage: Eukaryota; Metazoa; Chordata; Actinopteri; Semionotiformes; Lepisosteidae. The record is from RefSeq and is a predicted model, not a curated record. Gene Ontology annotation, biological process: regulation of transcription by RNA polymerase II.
AGCUCUUGGAGGCUGCAUGUUUCUUUCCCCACCUCGCAUUGUUGUCAAGUGGAGGUAGGAAGAAAAGAAGAAUAAAAGAGGAGGGCCAGAUAUCUGAGCUGGGUAGAGCCUUUUUACCAAUCACAGGGGUUACCCCACCUCCCAGCUCUUCUGUUUUCUGUACUAAAAAAAGUGCUAAACUGAAAAAUUGUAAAGCAGCUUCUGUUUUUCCAGUGAAACAUUUUCUUCAUUGAAAUGCUAGUGCUUGUGCUUUUCAAAUGCACAAAAAAUGGACAUUAAAAGAAAGAUCUGAGAAUGGUUUUGUUGUAAGGAUAUCCUGGCAGGAUGGUUCUUUGAGAAACUGUUAUUUUCACAGCUUGUUAAACACCUGUUUUUGCCACAUGCAAUCCUAAAGGAAAACCAAUCUCACAAAACAGCUCUUUUAUUCUCUGACCUCACAGAGGACUGGUUCUCUCUGGAAGAGUUACAGACCAGCAGGUGCAUGAUCAUGUCAGAUGAAGAUUGUCGUUCACCCAUUGGCCUGGACUGCUGCAGCUGUUGUCAGGACUUGGCCAACGGGUGUGAAGUAGUGGCCGGGGCUCGCGGCAACAGCAACCUGGGCAGUCCAACGGUCACUAACUUCCGGCAGCUACGGGACCAGCUCAUGUUUGAAAACCUAAACACAGACAAGCUGAAUAACAUCAUGCGUCAGGACUCCUUGGAAUCGGUUGUACGGGAUCCUUGCUACCUGCUCAAUGAAGGGAUCUGCAACAGCAACAUCGAUCAGACAAUGCUCUCCAUCCUGCUCUUCUUUCACAGUGCUUCUGGUGCAAGUGUUGUAGCCAUUGACAACAAGAUUGAACAGGCAAUGGAUUUGGUGAAAAACCACCUAAUGUAUGCUGUCCGGGAAGAAGUGGAGAUCCUGAAAGAGCAGAUUAAGGAGCUUGCAGAAAAGAAUAACCAGCUGGAACGGGAAAACAGCCUCCUGAAAAACCUGGCAAGCCCUGAACAGCUGGAGAAAUUCCAGUCCAGAUUGCCCUCAGAUAUACCCAUGACAUCUGAGGACCAGCCAGUUGUGGUAUCUGUCCAGAACUCCCCAGAAACGGGCGGCUCUGCAGUGUAAGUGGCUCUGUCUUGGGGCGGGCAGAGCCACUGUUCUUUAGAGAAAUUGACCUCCUUUGAAUUGUUGCACAACUACGGUGAGCUAGUUGUACAAAUGAAAUGAAACAGAUGUUCCAAAGACAUAGCCUGUUUUCUGUGUAUCAGACAAUCUCUAAAACAAAAGCAUGAUGCAAGAGAGAUUGCAUUGGGACAGUAAAGAGUCCGGUGCUGGGGGCCACCUUGUAUCUUUCACCUCUGAUGAGGGAGAGGAUAUGCGACAGGGCUGGCCCAGUGAACAGAGCCAGGAUGCCCUAGCCCUCCAUGCCGCAGAUUCAUGCCAAGGAAAUAACAUCUCCAGAAAGAGGACUACAAUUACACUAGUAACUGAAGUCUAUGGAUUUAUCACUUCCUAAGAUGCAGCAUUGUUAAUCGUAUUCUCACUCAGUGAAAUAACUAUUACCACGGCAACCAUCAUUCAAAGUUUUUAUUUUUAAUUCAGAACAAACAUUUAUGGAUAUGAUUAACCAGAUAAGACUCAACCAGGACUGAACGAUUCAGCCUCACUGUUAAUUAUUUUGUGAUUCUUUACCUGGUGUGUUGCUUGUAUACGUUGGAGUCAUCUUAGUGCUGCAUUUGGGAUUACAGAAUGAUUCCAUUUUUAAUUUUUGUGAAACGGGACAAUUAAUUUUGUCUGAGGAGCAUUAGCUGCCAUAAGUUAAUGUCUUGGGAAUUGAUCUAACAAAUUUGCAUAUCUCUGUAAAUUUUAAGAUAAUGUCAAGUUAGCAAAAUGUGGUUUGCCUGGUGGCUUUAUGUUGAGGACCUGAAACCAGUGCAGUGUGACAGUUGCACUCUUGAUGUUAGUCAUCAUUAUCAAAUAAAAACAUGCUUACUUGAAAAGCUAAGGUUAAAGAACAUUGUAGACUGUUAUCUGAAAAACCCCAUUUUCUAAUGGAAAAGUUGUAAUAACUACCAAAGACAUAUAGGAUAGUCUAGUAAACCAACAAGGAUCACAUCUUUAUUGUAUUCAGAUCAAGUCUUUAGACAUUACAGCGGAAUUGUUGCUCUUGUGUGUACUUGGGACUGACUCCUGGUAUUCACUUUGAUGUAUCAAUACAAGUUGCACAUUGCAUUAAACCUACGUUUACACAAAAACUGCUA